AUGCAACUGUACCCUCACUCACGAAAAACAAAAGAUGAUAAAAUUGUUCUGAUUAUAUCAGACGAAUUUACUGAAAUGUUACUAUCAACAGUCCAUGAUUUAAAACAAUUAUUUGCAGUCUAUGUUUAUAGUUUGACUAGGGAAACAAAUCAAGCAUGGCAGAUGAAGUAUAAGAAGAAAAUCUUCCAAGAUCAAUUUCGACGUGAUCAAAUUGAAAAUGCGCAAACGUCAUUGAGUAUAACUGAAAGAACUCAUAAAAACCUAUCAUACGACGUUGGAAAUUCUAUCUGGUUUCAAUUAUUUAUUGAUGUUUUAUUAAGAAUGAAUAUUGGAGAGGAACGGAGUGAAAGGCUUGAGUUUGUUGAAUUUUGUAAACAACAAUAUGUUGGAAAUGAAAUACAAUUGAAAAAAAUUGAUAAAUUUGAACAAACAUAUGAUCCGUCCCAAGCGCUGGAGUAUUAUAUAAAAGAACCAUUUGUCUAUCGUAUACUUAAUAAAGCUUUACGAUAA
Messenger RNA from Didymodactylos carnosus, 510 nucleotides. The record is from the annotation of a GenBank genome assembly. NCBI's taxonomy places the organism in Eukaryota, Metazoa, Rotifera, Eurotatoria, Philodinida, Philodinidae.